Sorex fumeus (smoky shrew) is the source of this 990-nucleotide messenger RNA. RefSeq names its product testis specific serine kinase 4 (gene TSSK4). Gene Ontology annotation, molecular function: protein serine/threonine kinase activity; tau-protein kinase activity; ATP binding. The coding region runs from base 1 to 990 and encodes 329 amino acids. Lineage: Eukaryota; Metazoa; Chordata; Mammalia; Eulipotyphla; Soricidae. The record is from RefSeq and is a predicted model, not a curated record. The transcript has 4 exons. Gene Ontology annotation, biological process: intracellular signal transduction; protein phosphorylation; microtubule cytoskeleton organization. Gene Ontology annotation, cellular component: cytoplasm.
AUGUGGAAGGCAGAUAUCAUAGAGUCACCACCGGGCACCAGCUACCGUUCUGUCAUGGAGGAAUACGGCUAUGAGGUGGGCAAGGUCAUUGGCAAUGGCUCCUACGGGACAGUGUACGAGGCUUACUUCACAAAGCAGAAGGUCAUGGUGGCUGUCAAAAUCAUCUCAAAGAAGAAGGCCUCUGACGAAUAUCUUAACAAGUUCCUGCCCCGUGAAAUACAGGUGAUGAAGGUCCUGCGGCACAAGUACCUCAUCAACUUCUAUCAGGCCAUUGAGACCACAACGCGGGUGUACAUCAUUCUGGAACUGGCUCAGGGUGGUGACAUCCUUGAGUGGAUCCAACGCUAUGGUGCCUGCUCUGAAGCCCAGGCUGGCAAGUGGUUCUCCCAGCUGACCCUGGGCAUCGCUUACCUGCACAGCAAGGGCAUUGUGCACCGGGACUUAAAGUUGGAGAACCUGUUGCUGGACAAGCGAGAGAACGUGAAGAUCUCGGACUUUGGCUUCGCCAAGAUGGUGCCUUCAAACCACUCUCUGCGUAGUAACUCUCCUUACCGCCAAGUGAACUGCUUUACUCACCUCAGCCAGACCUACUGUGGCAGCUUUGCUUAUGCCUGCCCGGAGAUCUUGCUAGGCUUGCCCUACAACCCUUUUCUGUCUGACACCUGGAGUAUGGGUGUCAUCCUCUACACUCUAAUGGUCGCCCAUCUGCCUUUCGAUGAUACCAAUCUCAAGAAGCUGCUGAGAGAGACACAGAGGGAGGUCACUUUUCCAUCCAGCAUCACCAUCCCGCAGGAGUGCAAGAAUCUGAUCCUCCACAUGCUCCGCCAAGCCACCAAGCGUGCCACCAUCCUGGACGUCGUCAAGGAUCCCUGGGUGAUCAAGUUUCAGUCCGAGCAGCCUACCCACGAAAUUAGGCUGCUUGAGGCCAUGUGUCAGAUCCCCUUCAGUGCCACCUCGAAUCGUCACCAAUCCUUGGAUUACCACAUAUGA